Molecule: messenger RNA, 1338 nt
Organism: Ostreobium quekettii
Lineage: Eukaryota; Viridiplantae; Chlorophyta; Ulvophyceae; Bryopsidales; Ostreobiaceae
Source: the annotation of a GenBank genome assembly
AUGUCUCGCUCAGGCGUCCCUUUUGCCGUUUCCGAACUCCCGGCCCUGGACGCCGUGUCCGGAUAUGAACCCCGCGGCCAAUGCCAUGCCGGCGGGAGGCCCGCUCGUUGUCAGUUAUUCAGGCCACGGUCGUUGGCGGGCCCCGUGCUACAAGGCAGCACAGCGCCUGCGGUGAUGGCGCCCAGUUCAGUUGUUUGUCGGCCUGGUGCAAGUCGCGGACGCGUGCGUUGCCGAGUCGCCGUGCCCAGCAAUGGCAACAACGAAGUUGAGGACGCGUGGCCUGGCGAGGCCAAGAUCAAAGUGAUUGGCGUGGGCGGUGGCGGAGGAAAUGCUGUAAAUAGGAUGGUUGCUAAGGGCCUUCAGGGUGUAGAAUUUCACGUUGUGAAUACCGACGCCCAAGCAAUCGAAAAUUCGUUGGCGGAGCACAAGCUGCAGAUUGGAAUGGAGAUGACAAGAGGAUUGGGGGCGGGUGGGCACCCAGAUAUUGGCGAAGCUGCGGCCCAAGAAUCCCAUCACGACUUGCGGAACAUGGUGGAAGGAGCUGACAUGGUAUUCAUUACUGCUGGCAUGGGUGGUGGGACAGGGACUGGGGCUGCACCUGUUGUUGCGCGACUGGCCAAAGAUAUGGAUGUCCUGACUGUCGGUGUGGUCACAUACCCAUUCACCUUUGAAGGGCGAAAGCGAUCGACUCAGGCACAUGAAGGGGUGGAGACCAUGCGAAGAAAUGUUGACACUCUGAUAGUCAUUCCAAAUGACAGGCUGCUGGAUGUUGUUGGUGAGUCUACCCCACUGCAAGAAGCCUUUCUGCUGGCUGAUGAUGUCCUGAGACAGGGGGUGCAAGGCAUUUCUGACAUCAUCACCAUUCCUGGGCUUGUUAACGUUGACUUUGCGGAUGUUAAAGCCGUCAUGUGCAACUCAGGAACUGCCAUGCUGGGAGUUGGUAUGGCAACUGGGAAGGACAAAGCAGAGGAGGCUGCACUGGCUGCGACUUCAGCGCCACUCAUAGAGAGGUCAAUCGAGCGUGCAACUGGAAUAGUGUACAACAUCACUGGAGGAAUGGAUUUGACGCUGGCUGAAGUUAACAAGGUGUCAGAGAUAGUCACCAGCCUUGCAGAUCCUUCUGCCAACGUCAUAUUUGGUGCAUGUGUUGAUGAGCAGCAUGAAGGAACGGUGAACGUGACGAUUAUUGCAACGGGCUUCUCUCAAUCAUUUGAGGACAAUCUUUUGUCAGGCCAGGGCAAGAUUCCUGAAUCGCAGCUGUCCAGCUCGCCCCGCCCGACCGGCGUGCCUACAACAUCCCCAGACGGAACGCCAUACCUCGGGAGAAGCUUAAUUUGA